Symbiodinium sp. CCMP2592 is the source of this 2823-nucleotide messenger RNA. Lineage: Eukaryota; Dinophyceae; Suessiales; Symbiodiniaceae. The record is from the annotation of a GenBank genome assembly.
AUGGUUUGGCACCGACUCAACCAGCUCUGUGCAGAGGUCCGGCAAGCUGUUAAGUCAGACCGCUGCCGCUACCUCCAGCAACUUGUUGACGAAGUCGAACAGGCCGACCUUCGCGACCCUCGCCACCUGUACCGGUGCGUCCGCAGAGCCUUCCCUAAGGCCGCGUCUGCCAAAAGGUCCCGCUUUACUCCGCUUCCAGCGGUCGCACUUCCCAAUGGAGAGCUCGCAGUUACUUCGGCUGACCGUGCGGCCCGUUGGCAGAGCCACUUUGCUGCCCAGGAAUGCGGGCGGCCAGUCACGCCUGCCGCCUACAGUGAACAGUUUGCUGACACUACAAAGAGGCCCCAGUCCACUGCACCUACUGUCUUCGACCGGGGGCUGCUACCCUCGCUCGCUGAGCUAGAGGCAUCAGUGCUCCAGCUCAAGAGGGGUAAAGCUGCUGGCGCCGACGGGUUACUGCCUCUUUUUGUCAAAAGCCUGCUCACAUUACGCGAGCCAGUUGAGUUUAAAGGCGGCGCACUCAUGACGUUAGCCAAGAAGGCAGCAGCAGCAUUCACAUGUGACAGAUACCGGAGCAUCCUUCUGUCAAGCGACCUCAUGGGCGGCGUCCAACCUGGAGUUGGGGUGGACUCGAUUGCUGCUGCUGUCAGGAGCUUCCAAGCCCACGUCGGCGAGCACCCCGCCGUCGUGUUCUUUGACGUACGUGCGGCGUACUACCAAGUUGUCCGCGAUGCAGCUCUCGCUGAGCUCCAUGACCACCUCGUCACGCUGAUCCACAUCGUGGACAAUGGCGGCUCGGCCCAUCUUGAAGCCAUUACCCGCGAACUCUUCGCGGGCACAUGGUUUAGACUAGACCAGCACGUGGACUUGGUCGCAACCUCGGCGGGCGUCCGUCCAGGCGACCCGUUAGCCGAUGUGUUUUUUGGGCUGAGUUUUAGCGCAUAUAUUCGCUCGGUGCAGGACUCCCUCCGCAGCCAAGGCCUUGUUACGGUGCUGCCACCAUGUGCCACUAGUCUGCCAGUGGACGGCCUUUCUGUUUCUCGUGAGCUCCCGCCGGCGUCAUGGGCGGACGACUUCGCUGCCAUGCUGUCGGCCGCUGGCCCUGCUCAGGUCGUACACAAGGUGACGGCCACCACCACGGCCUUCCUCACACAUGCCACGUCUAUUGGCAUGCAGUUGUCCUUCGCUGUCGACAAGACUGCCGCCUUGCUGCCACCACAGGUGCUCUUCGCGGGCGUGUGCGAGCCUCCGCUCCCAGACGGAGUUGACAAGGAACAUGCCAUACUCGUGCGUGAUGAUAUCACCCAGUGCAGUGUGCGGCUGCCUGCCGUUCAGGCCUAUAAGCACCUUGGGGGGAUAGUCACCUGCACUGCGUCACUCCUGCCUGAGAUUUACUAUCGCUUCUCCCAGUGCACUUGGACGCUGCGACCCCUCCGGGGCACGCUCUUUGGCAAUCCCAGUAUUCCACUGCCCUUGCGGCGGACCCUGCUUGGUUCGCUUGUUGCCACCAAGUUCACUUUUGGCUCCGCUACCAUGGAGUUGCAUGUUGCGUGUCAGUGGAGGCUUUGGGCACGGCUCUAUACGUCCAUCUGGAAGGCGAUGCAGCCACGCUCCUCCGCCGCCCAAAAAAUCCACUCCUACGAGGUGCUCCGUCAGGCGUGCGCCCUGGCACCGCCUCUCGCACUUGCCAAAGCCCGGGGCAGCCUGUAUCUGCGAGUUUUGGAGCACGGGCCAUCGACUCUUUUGCAGCUUUGGUGGUUACAGUGGGAGUCUUCGCCCAGCCGCUCUUGGCUUGCGAUGUUACGGGGUGACCUGGACUAUGUCGCCCUGUAUUGCCCGGCUGUUCGUCUCCUACUGGACUCUGAAUGCCCGCUGCACGCCCUCACCGAGGCUAUGCUGCAGGACCGCACCUGGUGGAGGAGACAAAUCAACGCCGCUGCCCGGCUUUAUUUCGAGGACCUCGACCGUUGGGCACGCCGCAGGGCUGAGACACCUUCCGGCGCGGCGUCACUUUCCCCCCGUGCGGAUGCCGAAUACCAGUGCCCUUUCUGCCCUGCAGGCUUCCCUCUCAAAAAACACCUCAGCGUGCACAUCGCCCGCCGGCACGGCCUACCGGCAGUGACGGAGUGGAACUGGACGGACAUCUUUCCUCAGCAGCUUUGGCCCAGUGAGGAUGGCGGCUAUCCUUAUGCUGAGCUGUAUUGCGGCCUGGGAGCACUCUUUACGCAUUUCCUGAACGGCGUCACUGAACCUCUGUGGGAGAAGUUUCAGGGCCAGAGCGAUGGGGAUUGCGCCUGUGAAGAGAGGCCGAUUGAGGGCGUCGUCAUAGAAGGGACAUCUGUCAGCACUGCGCCAACCAGUCCGCAGGCAAAGGAGCAGGAGUCACCACGAGUGGCAGUGGGACCUGUUCUGAUGAUGGCCCUCUCCAUACACUCCCUGCUGGAAGGUCUGAGUCUGGGAGCUGCCGGGGCGAAGGCUGCAUGGGGGCUCUUCCUAGCGAUCUUCUUCCACAAGGGCAUCACGGCCUUUGCGCUGGGAGUCGCUUGGUUAAGGUCACUCCCCGACUGGCGCAUCUUCCUGGUGGCUAUGUUCUGCUUUUCUGUAGCCACUCCCAUCGGAGUUCUUAUCGGUGAGAGUGUGGAAGGAAGCAAGGUGGGAGCUGUGCUGCAGGCCUUGGCUGCAGGAAUUUUCCUUUACAUCGGACUGACAGAAACGGCUCCUGGGGUAAUGAAGCCCUGGCUGAAGGGGGUUUGGUGCGGCUUGCAGAUGAUUUGCACCCUGCUUGGAUUUGGAGCUUUCGCCCUCCUGGCGGUCUGGUGCUGA